Messenger RNA from Echinostoma caproni, 1350 nucleotides. The record is from the annotation of a GenBank genome assembly. Lineage: Eukaryota; Metazoa; Platyhelminthes; Trematoda; Plagiorchiida; Echinostomatidae.
AUGACUGAUCAGGCAGUUCGUAUACCGCAGUCACGCCGACUGGUUGUCCCGGUCACAUUAGCCCAUGAACCUUAUGCAGCCCUUCCGUCAUGGCUCCCGUUUAUUCCACCCCCUCCGGAGUUGGGGCCUACGAAUGCUAAACGAUGGACUGAUGUAUGCAGUACGAAGUCAGCAUUUACUGUUGUAGACGUACGUAGUCCGACCGAGUUCGCACUCGAUCACAUCCCUGGGGCGAUCAACAUGCCAGUUUUGAGUGAUGAACAACGGGCUGAAGUUGGCCGGUUGCAUGCUUAUGGUGAUCUGUUGCAUGCUCGUAUGAAAGGUGCUGCUCUAGUUUGUGCCAAUAUUAGUCAGAUGUUGCUUGAACUAAGCGAGCAGCUUGCUUCCUGUUCAUGGCCUACUCCAAUCCAUGUUCUCGUGGGAGGUUAUCGAUCUUGGCGUCGACUUCUGCUGCGUCAACUGGAUGCUUGGCCCCGUUGGCGAAUGCCCGGCCAAUUUUGGGUGAUUUCUGGUUUAACAGGUUCAGGAAAGUCGUUGGUUCUUCAAGAACUGGCCCGAGUGAACGAACUUGUGCUGGAUUUAGAAUCAUUAGCUGAACAUAAGGGUUCUGUUUUCGGAUCGGGUUCGACUGACCUCAGUUCACAGCAGAGCGAUACACGUGUGUCACAAAGACAAUUCGAAACCAGGUUACAUCAAACGCUGACGACCAACCCCAUUUGGACCGACUCGUCUCAGGUUAUAUGGAUCGAGUGUGAAUCCCGAUCGAUCGGUCCGAAUUGUCGACUGGGCGACAGUUUGUGGUCGCGGCUUCGUGCAACUGACCAGUGUUGGGGUGCUUUCCGAGUUUGGCUUGAGGUUUCUGAAGAUGCUCGAGUUGAUUGGAUUCUACGAACUUAUGACGCGUUCACGAAAGACCGUGCCGCGCUGGAUUCGGUGUUUUUAAUAUUAUCAAAAUACCAUUCCAGUAAACGCAUAGCUGAGUGGCGUUCUCAUGUAGACCGCGGCGAUUAUGUCAGCCUUGUUCAUGGCUUAUUGCGCCACCAUUACGACCCGCUUUAUCUGGAGUCCCGAAAUCCGAUCAUGAUGGAGGCUGAAAAACAUCAACUGGUACACAAAAUCCGCCUGCCUACGGUGGAUGUCGAUACGGUACAAAAGUUGAUUGUUCCGCAAUUAUUAGACUUAGCCCAUGCUACACAUUUAAGACCGCAGCGGAACUCCAUCAGGAAUCGACGUUACUUGAAGAAAUCACGACCCCAAUGGAAUUCACCCACAAAACUGAAUCCACUCAUGCAAUGGAUCAUUCCGACGUUCAAGUCUGGGCAUGGUGACCGAUCUAUCGAUCCAUCUUGA